AUGAGCCUUGUUCGCGAAGUCCUUCUGACACGUUUAGAUGUCACUUCCCGGGCUGCAACGCGAACUAUCGGCGGAGGGAGCACUUGCGCCGCCAUGAAACAAAACACUCCCGACAGCAAGCUUUCCCGUGUUCAAUUUGUGGUAGCCAUUUUGGGAGAAGGUCGCGCCAGACGGGCCUGCAAGAGUUGUCAUACCGGGAAAUCUCGUUGCGAAGGAGGCGUGCCAUGUGAUGAAUGUCUUCGCCGCGGAAUCCAGUGUCUCUUCGACGAUAAUGAUACGAUAGAAACGAAACGCCCUGCAUCCUCCGACCUUGCGUCCAGUCCGGGCCAGGGUCGAGUGCAAUCAACUCACUUUGAGAAGAAGGAACAGUACAUUGGUCUUUAUUUCAAGAAAUUUCACCGAUUCUGGCCGUUUAUUCAUAGAGGAUCAUUCAAUAUACAUCGUGAAACGCCCCUGCUCCUUCAAUCAAUGACUGUCCUAGGUCUUUGGUGUAGUGGAGAACAGCCUUCACGAUCGGCAGCGGUCGAGCUCCAUGAAAAGCUCCACCUGGCUAUUCGUGAUCAAAAGGCGAACUGGGAUGUGUCAGAUAAAGACGAAUUUUCCAGCACCUUGCCCUGGCCUAUUUCUACGUAUCAGGCUAUCCUGCUACAUAUCAUCUUCUCCCUCAUUCUGAGGAGUCGUGAUGCUCUCGAUUUUGAAUUCAAAGUUUCUCUUUCCCCCGCUGACACUGAAUUGCUUGAAGCCCUGGUUCGAAGUUGUCGGAAACGAGGCAUGCUCUUCUAUCCGAAUAUGCUCACCAGGUUUAAAGAGGUGGGACUGGCUUCAUUUGCCUGGGUGUGCACAGAGGAAGUCAAACGAUUCAAUUUGGCCCUGUACAAGGCUUGUGGGAAACUGAGCUCCACCCAGUCUAACAAUGGAAGCCAUAAUAGCCCUGAUUCAAGUGAUUCCUUGCUCUCUGCAGGUGACCUUCAAUUUCCCCUGCCAAAAAAUGAUGUUUUGUGGAAUGCCCUUGGUAAAUCCGAAUGGCUUGUUCUUGUGCAAGAUGAAACCACCCUUUGCGUGGAUGACAAUUGCCAGGAGCCUUGGAUUUCGAGCAUGGCCGGGGUGUUUGAAUGCCUCAGGCUGUGA
Messenger RNA from Penicillium maclennaniae, 1128 nucleotides. Its product is annotated as Zn(II)2Cys6 transcription factor domain-containing protein. NCBI's taxonomy places the organism in Eukaryota, Fungi, Ascomycota, Eurotiomycetes, Eurotiales, Aspergillaceae. Gene Ontology annotation, biological process: regulation of transcription by RNA polymerase II; DNA-templated transcription. The record is from RefSeq and is a predicted model, not a curated record. Gene Ontology annotation, molecular function: DNA-binding transcription factor activity, RNA polymerase II-specific; zinc ion binding; RNA polymerase II cis-regulatory region sequence-specific DNA binding. The transcript is spliced from 3 exons. Gene Ontology annotation, cellular component: chromatin. The coding region runs from base 1 to 1128 and encodes 375 amino acids.